Messenger RNA from Diaporthe amygdali, 1632 nucleotides. RefSeq lists its product as uncharacterized. NCBI's taxonomy places the organism in Eukaryota, Fungi, Ascomycota, Sordariomycetes, Diaporthales, Diaporthaceae. The record is from RefSeq and is a predicted model, not a curated record. Bases 1 to 1632 code for a protein of 543 amino acids. The transcript has a single exon.
AUGCGGCUGAUCAACUGCAAUACGAGAACAUUGGAGGAACAUGUUGGAGAGACGAUACCCAGUUACGCGAUCCUGUCCCACACCUGGGGUGCAGAUGAGGUUUCCUACCAUGACCUAAUAAUACGAGAGCCUCGCGAGUACACCAAGAAAGACAGCUGGUGGAAACUCGAACGAUCAUGUCAACAAGCUCUGAAGGACGGCUGGAAGUACCUUUGGGCCGACACCGUCUGCAUAGACAAGUCGUCUUCCGCAGAGCUCUCUGAGGCCAUCAAUUCCAUGUUCAAGUGGUACCGAAACGCGGAGGUCUGCUACGCAUCUCUCUCGGAUCUUGAUGAUCCGGAGGGCAAUGCAGAAGGAUUAGAAAAUUGUCGGUGGUUCACACGCGGCUGGACGCUCCAAGAAAUGAUCGCCGCCCAGGACGUCCAAUUCUACGAUAAAAACUGGAUUAACCAAGGCUCCAAGGCGACUCUUCUCCACAGGAUCUACUCUAUCACCGGAGUUGACACGAAGGCUCUUCGUGGCGGAAAUUUGCGAUUCUUCAGCGUGGCGCGCAAGAUGUCGUGGGCCUCGAACCGAAAGACGACUCGCAAGGAGGACAUGGCAUACUGUCUGCUGGGAAUUUUCGAUAUAUCAAUGCCCCUACUGUACGGAGAGGGCUCAAAGGCUUUUGUUCGCCUGCAAGAAGAGAUCAUCAAAUCCUAUGAUGACGAGUCCCUGUUCGCAUGGACAAGCACAACCAUCUGCGAGACUUCUGGCCUGCUAGCGCCGUCACCAGACGCCUUCGCCUCAUCCAGCAAUGUUGCACCCUGCCUGACCCCAGAUGGCGCUCAUGGUAUGAGCGGUCCUAUUACUAUUACGAGCCGUGGGGUGCGACUGAAGGUUCCCAUCGAGGAAUACACCUGCUUAGCGGGACGAAGCUUGUAUCUCUUCCGGCUGAACUGCAAGAGGGUCAGCUUUGAUAGAGAGAGUGGCAUACGGAUGGGGAUUAUUGUAUCUCCUGUGUCAAAAAUACAAGGGUACGACUCGGAUAUCGCAAGGUAUACACGUGUGUACCCAGACCGCCUCGAAAGCUUUCAGCCGAAGCCGGACGUCAGCCCCCGCAGAAUCUACCUACUCAAGGAGAACAGACUGCAGGAUUUCGACCUCGGCUCAUAUGAUGUGUUUCUGAUCCGCACGAUGCCCGAAUGGCCCUCAGGAUGCGAAUUCGAGCUAUUGAGUGCCCUCCCGUCGGACUGUUGGGACAGCCGCAACGAGACCUUCAGAAGACGAACUACCGAGCCUGUUGCAGAGAAACCACCUUUUGUCCUGAUAUUUUGUAGGAAGAACCCGGUCACUGGUUUAGCAGGCUAUUUCAUCGUGGCAAUGGGCAGGACCAUCAACGCUUCGCAUGUGCAGAACGGCUUUGAUGGGGGCUCUUUUUGGUGCAAUGCCCGCUACUGCCAAACUGACGGUGAAUUGGACGUCAAUAGUGAGAUGAAGAUCCUGAACGAAGAUCAAAGUCAGAAGACGGUCCUCGCUGAGGGUGCUGGGGUCACUUUGAAGUGUCUGGUGAGGCCGGAGGUUAUGUCAGAGCAGCAGCUUUUUUUUGUAGACUUAUUGGUUAAGGCAUCGAUGUAUAGUCAGAUGAUAUGA